Xenopus tropicalis (tropical clawed frog) is the source of this 1383-nucleotide messenger RNA. RefSeq lists its product as uncharacterized. The record is from RefSeq and is a predicted model, not a curated record. NCBI's taxonomy places the organism in Eukaryota, Metazoa, Chordata, Amphibia, Anura, Pipidae. The transcript has 10 exons. Bases 401 to 1222 code for a protein of 273 amino acids.
CUACUAAAAAAACUUUUUGGCAACAAUUGCCUUAUUUUAUAUUGGAAAGGUUUUCAGUCUGUAGCCCUGUAGAGAGCUAGGAAUGGCAUUCCUAAACUUCUGUUACUGUAUAAGAACAAACUUCUGCAGAGUGUAUCUGUUAUCUGCUGUGCAGCCUGUGUUUUUCUACUUUUUCAGCUUUACUGGCUAACCCCCAUGGCUACACAGCAGCUUUUGUAUAUAAACUAUAGUAGUGCUUCUGUAACUGACACUCAAAUGUUACCAGUGCAGGGCAACAGUACAUUAUACUUUAGUUACUUUAAAACACUUUCAUUUUGGUGUUACUGUUCCUUUAAGUGUGACAUCACAAUGGAUGUUUUGUUAACUGAGAGAUUCCAGUGAGUGUGUGACAUCACAAUGCAUGUUUGGUUCAGUCAGGAGAGCAUCCAGACUUUACCAUUUACAUUUAGACUUCCGUUGGAGACAGACAGUAGAACCUUUUGGGGUUUUACUGUUAGUCUUUGGCGGUAGUUUUUUUGUAUUCAACAUGGCCAGAGGAAAACAAACCUUUUGGAAUUUUCUAUUAUUUAUUCUAUUAAUAACACUUUACAAAGGAUCAGCUACAAAAAAACAUGCUACAGAUGCAACAACUGAAACAAGCAUUGAAGAAAGCUCAGACAUAGAAAGAAUAAUCAAGGAUUUUUUGAAACAGUCUGAAGAUGUUACUGGGAAAACCACAUCUGUGCAAAGUAUAACUAAGGAUUAUGUCAAAAAAUAUGAAGAUGUUACUGGGAAAACGACACCUGUGGAAAUUUCAAACACAGAAGAUGACAGUGACACAUAUUUCGAUGAAACUGAAAAAAGCAUAAUUAAGGAAAGAAGGAUUCAAGAUGCAACUAAAGCUCCUAAAGUGGAAGACAGCACUGAGGCAAGCAAAUAUGAAGAAACAACAGAUAAACAAGAGGAGGAUGUAGAAGUAAUAACUAGUGGAGUCGAGAGACAAAUCGCUAACCAGAUGAGCUCCAUCAUGACAACUACAACGGAAGCCCCAUCAGAAAAAGAGAAAAUCCUAAUGAUGGUAGAAGACUUGGAGAGCAACAAUCAAAUGAAUCUGAUUAUCAUUUGUUCAGUCCUGGGAAGUGGAUUUUUAAUAGUGAUUGCCAUAUUGCUGUGCAUAGCAAGGUCCCUUUCAAAAUUAUCCAGAGAAAAGGACCAACUGUCUGAGGCAGAACAAGGUAAAUAAGUUUAGCAAAUAUAUAAAUAUAUUGAACAAGUAUGGAAUCUAUUAUUUUGAAUACAUAUGGGGUAUUUUUAGAAUAUAGAAUAUCAUACCUUUAAAUGACAUUUAAAAAAAAAAUGGGAUUUAAAGUUACUUCCUUAUUAUUAAAGAAUUGGUUUUAGCUC